Chrysochloris asiatica (Cape golden mole) is the source of this 3660-nucleotide messenger RNA. It is a transcript of the gene RGS3, whose product is annotated as regulator of G-protein signaling 3. Gene Ontology annotation, molecular function: protein binding. NCBI's taxonomy places the organism in Eukaryota, Metazoa, Chordata, Mammalia, Afrosoricida, Chrysochloridae. Gene Ontology annotation, cellular component: plasma membrane; nucleus. The transcript has 16 exons. The coding region runs from base 150 to 2888 and encodes 912 amino acids. The record is from RefSeq and is a predicted model, not a curated record. Gene Ontology annotation, biological process: signal transduction.
GGGGAGGUGAGAGGUGAUUUCCUGCCAUUCUUCUGCGGGGCGGGCUUCUCAGGGCGGUCAUGCCAGGCUGACGGGGCGCAGUGCGGGCUCCCGCUGCUGGGGGAGAGCUGGGUUUUCAUGGGGCGGCAGCCGAGGCAGGACCUGCAGCCAUGAACCGCUUCAAUGGGCUCUGCAAGGUGUGCUCGGAGCGCCGCUAUCGCCAGAUCACCAUCCCAAGGGGGAAGGACGGCUUUGGCUUCACCAUCUGCUGCGACUCUCCCGUCCGUGUCCAAGCAGUGGAUUCUGGGGGCCCGGCGGAGAGGGCAGGUUUGCAGCAGCUGGACACGGUGCUACAACUGAACCAGAGACCCGUGGAGCACUGGAAAUGUGUGGAGCUGGCGCACGAGAUCAGGAGCUGCCCUAGUGAGAUCAUCCUACUUGUGUGGCGCAUGGUCCCUCAGGUCAAGCCAGGGCCGGAUGGCGGGGUGCUACGGAGGGCCUCCUGCAAGUCAACACAUGACCUUCAGUCACCCCCCAACAAGCGGGAGAAGAACUGCACCCAUGGGGCCCAGGUCCGGCCUGAGCAACGCCACAGCUGCCACUUGGUGUGUGAUAGCUCAGACGGGCUGCUGCUUGGUGGCUGGGAACGCUACACCGAGGUGGCCAAGCAUGGGGGCCAGCAUACCAUGCCUGCGCUGUCCCGUGCCACUGCCCCCACGGACCCCAACUACAUCAUCCUGGCUCCGCUGAACCCUGGGAGCCAGCUGCUGAGGCCCGUAUUCCAGGAGGACACCAUUCCUGAAGAAUCAGAGAGUCCCAGUAAAGGGAAGUCUCACACAGGCCUGGGAAAGAAGUCUCGACUGAUGAAGACAGUGCAGACCAUGAAGAGCCAUGGGAACUACCAGAAUUGCACAGUCAUGAGGCCACGCACCUCGCACUCAAGCUACGGCACCUACGUCACCCUGGCCCCCAAGGUCCUGGUGUUCCCCGUCUUUGUUCAGCCUUUAGAUCUCUGUAACCCUGCCCGGACCCUCCUGUUGUCGGAGGAGCUGCUGCUGUAUGAGGGGAGGAACAAGGCUGCCGAGGUGACACUGUUUGCCUACUCCGACCUGCUGCUCUUCACUAAGGAGGAUGAGCCAGGCCGCUGUAAUGUCCUGAGGAACCCCCUCUACCUCCAGAGUGUAAAGCUGCAGGAAGGUUCUUCUGAAGACCUGAAAUUCUGCGUGCUGUAUCUCGCAGAGAAGGCAGAGUGCUUAUUCACUUUGGAAGCACACUCGCAGGAGCAGAAGAAGAGAGUGUGCUGGUGUGUGUCUGAGAACAUCGCUAAGCAGCAACAGCUGGCAGCGACGCCCCCGGAGAGCAAGAUGUUUGAGACGGAGGUGGACAAGAAGAGGGAGAUGCCCUUGGAGGAAAAGAAGGGGCCAGGUGCUGAAGAUCCCUCAUCUAGCAAGGACCCUUCUCCUAGCCAGGAGCCUCCUCCAGAACAAGACCUCCCACCCAACAAGGACUCCUCAGCUGGCCAGGAACUCUCUCCUGGCCACGAAUCACUUUCCAACAAAGACUCACCUCCUUGCAAGGAACCCCCUUCAGGUCAAGAACCCCUGCCAAGCAAGGACUCUCCACCAUACCAGGAUCCCUCUUCAGUCCAAGAACCCUCACUCUGUCAGGAAGCCCCUCCCAGCCAGGAACCUCUGCUCAGCGAAGCCCUCCCUGCCAUCCCAGAACCCCCUACUCAGGACCUUCUACAAUGUCAAGACCUGCCUCCCAGCCAGGUCUCUCUGCCUGCUGAGGCUCUUACUGAGGAGACCACAGGCUCUGGAGAACCACCAGCAGUCACCGGCAACCCACCUGUGGCCUCCAGGCCAGCCUUCGUGAUCCCUGAGGUCCGGCUGGACAGUGCUUACAGCCAGAAGGCAGGGGCAGAGGGUGGCAGCUCCGGAGAGGAGGAGGAAGGGGCUGAGGAGACUGAGGAAGGGGAUGAAGGAGACGAGGGGGAGGAAGCUGAGGACGAAGACACGAGUGAUGACAACUACGGAGAACACACGGAGGCCAAGCGCAGCAGCAUGAUCGAGACGGGCCAGGGUGCCGAGGGAGGACUCUCGCUGCGUGUGCAGAACUCGCUGCGGCGCCGGACACACAGCGAGGGCAGUCUGCUGCAGGAGGCCCGUGGGCCCUGCUUUGCCUCCGACACCACCUUGCACUGCUCUGAUGGCGAGGGUGCCACACCUAGCUGGGCCAUGCCUUCACCCCGCACCCUCAAGAAGGAACUGGGCCGCAAUGGUGGCUCCAUGCACCACCUCUCCCUCUUUUUCACGGGGCACAGGAAGAUGAGUGGGUCCGACACAGUUGGCGACGAUGAUGAAGGCUCCAGGAAGAGAAAGAGCAAAAACCUAGCCAAGGACAUGAAGAACAAGCUGGGCAUCUUCAGGCGACGGAACGAGUCUCCCGGGGCCCAGCCAACGGGCAAGGCUGACAAAGUGAUGAAGUCGUUCAAGCCCACUUCAGAGGAAGCCCUUAAGUGGGGUGAGUCCUUGGAGAAGCUGCUGCUUCACAAAUAUGGGUUAGCCGUGUUCCAGGCCUUCCUUCGCACCGAGUUUAGUGAAGAGAACCUGGAGUUCUGGUUGGCCUGUGAGGACUUCAAGAAACUCAAGUCCCAGUCCAAGAUGACAGCCAAAGCCAAGAAGAUCUUUGCUGAGUACAUCGCGAUCCAGGCAUGCAAGGAGGUAAACCUGGACUCAUACACACGGGAACACACCAAGGACAACCUGCAGAGUGUCACUCGGGGCUGUUUCGACCUGGCGCAGAAGCGCAUCUUUGGGCUUAUGGAAAAAGACUCAUACCCUCGCUUCCUCCGCUCUGACCUCUACCUGGACCUCAUUAACCAGAAGAAAUUGAGUCCCCCGCUUUAGGGAUCACCAGAGCAGAGCUCAGCGUUUACAUCAGGCGGGCUGGGCCCCCCUUCCCACCUGUCUCCCUCCCCUACUGCGACGGAGGGGGCAAGAAGGCCCCCGGAGGCUUUAUCUCCGGAUGGACAGAUGGAUAUUUGGAUGCAAGGCCUGGACCAAGAGAAGCCCAGACCACUGGAGGCGUAGAAGGGCUGGCCCCACUGGGUCCCCAUUGCCCCGGUACGAGGGGGCCCAACGGCUCUGGCAGGUCAGGGACCCAGCUAAUCCAGAUCCGGAGUUGCUGCUCCCCGCUGCGGAGACUUCGCGUUGACCAAGUUCCUUAAAGAACUGGCUGGUGGGGCAGGGGGCCCAGACCUUGGCUCUGGGGCCCUGCUGGGGGGCUUGGGGCUUGCAGCUCAGACCCCCUCCUUGUGUUUUAUUUAUUUAAACAGUAGUUGGAUGCUUGGCACGUUGUCCUGUAAUAGGAAACCUUUGCCUCAUCAGUUUUCCUAAUUUACAAGUGCAAUAUUUUAACCGCCUUGUGAAAAGCCACCCUGCAGAAAAGGCAGGCACCAUUUUCCAGUUUCAGGGAAUUUGCUGGUCCAGGGCAGGUAGCCGGCCCUUCUGGACUGAUGAGGGCUGAAGGGGUGCUGCAGUCUGACCUCACGUGGAAACCCAGCACCCCUGGGUGGGGUGUCCCUAGGGGGCUCUGGGAAAGCAUGACACCCUCAAACGACACAGCAGCCAAGUUCUAGAGCAAAUAAAAAGUGUGUGUUACUUCUGGUUUUUGACCCUU